AUCCCAAGUCCCAAACCCUUCACCAAAUUCACAUCCACUUUCUCUUUCAUUAUUUUCUUGCAUUUUCUUUCCAUCAUUAUGGCUUUCCCUAUUCCCAGAUCAUGUCUUGUUAGAAUCUUAAUCCUUGUCUUCAUCGUACUUGUCCCCCAUGCAAGUUCAAUUUCCUUCAACUUCAACAGCUUCUAUCCAAACAUAGGAGGGAUUUUCAUGGAAGGAGAUGCAUUCUCAUCAAGUGAAACUCUGCAACUCACAAGGAAUGCAAAGGACGAUAAUCUCACUUACAGUGUUGGCCGUGCUACGUACAUUCUACCAGUUCAUAUUUGGGAUGCCACCACCGGAAACCUCACAGACUUCACUUCCCACUUCUCUUUUGAAGUGAAAUCAAUUUUCCUAACAAAUUAUGGAGAUGGUAUAUCAUUUUUCAUCACACCAGUCGGAUCUCAGAUCCCUGCUAAUUCAUCUGGUGGGUUACUUGGACUAUUUAGUCCUAACACUACUGGCUCUGGAUCCAUAGAGAGUCAACUCGUUGCAGUUGAGUUUGAUACAUAUCCAAACUCGUGGGAUCCUGUCUAUACUCAUAUAGGCAUUAAUAUUAACUCCAUUAAAUCUGUGGCGUUUACUGAGUCUGCAGAUAUCAGCUCAAAUGGAACUGUGAUAAAUGCAUGGGUGAGUUAUGACUCGAAAACCAAGAACUUGAGCGUCCUUGUGUAUUCAGCAACGGGGCAAAGUUUUAGCUUGUCGUAUGCUGUUGAUCUGAGGGAAGUUUUGCCUGAAUGGGCUACAAUAGGUUUCUCUGCUGCUACUGGUGCAUCUAUUGAACUACAUAGCAUUCUUUCUUGGGAAUUUUAUUCAAGCUUGGAUAACUAGAGCUGAUAAGAAGGGCAAAGUAUUUUCUUUUCGACAUUAUGCAAUGGUUGUAUUAAAUAAUUUUUUUUGUUUUCUUCUUUAAUAAUAAAGCAUUUCAUUAAAUGUACUCGCAUUUGUCAUAAACAACUCAUUCAUAAAUAAAGCAGAAAUUUAAC
Messenger RNA from Manihot esculenta (cassava), 1022 nucleotides. Its product is annotated as lectin 7. Lineage: Eukaryota; Viridiplantae; Streptophyta; Magnoliopsida; Malpighiales; Euphorbiaceae. The record is from RefSeq and is a predicted model, not a curated record. The coding region runs from base 79 to 867 and encodes 262 amino acids. Gene Ontology annotation, molecular function: carbohydrate binding. The transcript has a single exon.